UCUUUUGCAUUUUGCUUAACAGACUUUUUUUAGUACUAUCUUCCCUUCCUUCCGCCUUUUCCGGCUGGCAUGAAGUAAGGGCGUCCGUCGGUGAAAAGGAAUACACGCCGUUCAACUCGUGCAGGCUUUGGAAUGGAUGGAUGACAUGCGUUUGCUUUGAUAUUGAGACUUAUUCUGUAGGUGUGUAUAUAUAUACAUAUAUAUGGGGUCUGUAUGUGUACAGAUUAGAACAUAUAUUGCUGUGGUCGAUAUGUCUAUGUUUGUUCUUUCCUUUUGCCUUUUUAGGUGUUAAGUACCGACUACGUAUAUAUUCUGUUAUAUCCGGUUAUGAACUGUACAACCCAAUCCCACACCUAUGCGUAUAUAGUACAUGUUUUUGAUACCUGCAACUUCACACCCCCCCCCCCCCCCCCCCCCC
Messenger RNA from Aspergillus alliaceus, 418 nucleotides. RefSeq lists its product as uncharacterized. The record is from RefSeq and is a predicted model, not a curated record. The coding region runs from base 141 to 380 and encodes 79 amino acids. NCBI's taxonomy places the organism in Eukaryota, Fungi, Ascomycota, Eurotiomycetes, Eurotiales, Aspergillaceae. The transcript has a single exon.